CUUCAUUACGGAGCCGUCCGGAGUGAAGGAGGACAGGGAGGCGAGCUGUGAAGGCGAACAGAUGUGAACCGGACUACGGAAAGAGAAGAAGCUGCUGUGGUAAAGACGGAGACCCUCUCACUCUGCUAAUAUGUGGCAACCCGCGUCGGAGCGACUGCAGCACUUUCAGACCAUGCUGAAGACCAAGCUAAAUGUGCUGACGCUGAGGAAGGAGCCAUUGCCCACGGUGAUCUUUCAUGAGCCCGAGGCCAUUGAGCUCUGCUCUACCACACCGCUCGCAAAGAGCAGGACCCAUGCUGGAUACAAGGUGACCUACCUUGGCAAGGUGACAAUCUCUGGGACCCAGUUCUUGUCUGGCUGCACGGAGUCGGCUGUGGUCGGUCUGGUGGAGCGUCGUGCCCUGGCCCAGCAGCAGGGCACCUGCCCCGCCGGCAACUCUCUGCUGGAGAUUCGGCCCUUCCAGGUGCGUCUUCACCACCUGGAUGAGCGCGGCGAGGCCUCAGUAACCAUGGACACCUACCAGGUGGCGCGCAUCGCCUACUGCACGGCCGACCACAGCAUCAGACCCAACGUGUUUGCCUGGAUCUACCGGGAGAUCAACGACGACCUGUCCUUCCAAAUGGACUGCCAUGCCGUGGAGUGCGAGAGCAAGCUAGAGGCCAAGAAGCUGGCGCACUCGAUGAUGGAGGCUUUCCGCAAGACUUUCCACAGCAUGCGUAGCGACGGGCGCAUCCACAAGAGCGGGUCAACGGACGACUUUGCUGAGGACUCGUCCACCCCUGAAGACUCGACCCCAGACGACGGUUGAACCGAAACUCGCUCAAACUCCUGAUCCCCAUCCUAAAAAAGUGAGGGGUGACCGGAAGGAUGGACAGAUGACCUGCUCUCUCUCUCUCAUUCCCCCGUACUAUCGCUUUCUGUUAUCAAUUUAGAACAAAAUUUACUGACCCUGUGAACCAACUCACCCUGGAUAAUGAAGUAGAUUUAAAAUGCUGUAACGGGAAGGUAGAUGAAACAGAGUUACAGCAGACCUACAUUUACAUGCAGGGAUAGCAAAGUGCUGCCACUUUGAGUAAAUGACCCUCAAAGACCCACUGGGGGCUUUCGAGCACCUCUGUAAUCGCCCUCAAGAGAUUCAUUCAGCAUUUCCAUUUUCAACCACUGUCACUCCUGCACCUAUCAGAGACACAGUUUGUGGUUCCUAAGCUUUUUCAUCGAAACAUAACAAAGUUUAGUCCCUGUUCUUUUAACCCCAGCUCAUGAUAACUUAGUGCUACUCUUGCCAUGUAGGUACCCAGCAGAUAUAUGCAUAUUUUGGGUCCCAACUCAGAGUUUAUGAGACUGUUGAAGCACAUAAAUUCUUUAAAUGUUUAGUUAUGUGGCUCUCUGUUACAAUGCCUUUGACUUGGUAAUAAUAAUGAGGAUGUGAACGUAAAGCUAAGCCUUUAAGCACUACUCAUGUCUUCGCUAUGGUACCUUAGUUCAACCCCAAAAAUGAUUCUCAUUUGGAUGAUAGAGCUCCUACUCUGUCUCCUUUAAAUAGGUACUUAAAGAUUCAGAGUAUGUGUCAGGCACCUGGGAGAAUAUAGGUGCUAAAUAAGUUACAUUUUAGAAGUUCUCACUGGGCUGAAAGCCUGGGCCUGUCUGAGUCACCUUAAUCAUCCGCAUCAGACUUCUGUUUUGAGUAUACCAAAAUUCAGGCUAUCUUUUGCCUGUCAGAUUAUGUGCCUCACUUUUCCUCUCACAUUAGUUUGGUGUCUUGUCCAGGUCCCGACGUGUAUGUGUGGCCAUGUGUGCUUCCUGAUGUUUUCUGUUUUUCUCUUUGUAUAGGUGUAAUUGCUUACUUCUGUACGUUGUGUAUAUGGAUGUACACGUGAGUGCUUGCAUCUCUGUGUGUGAAAGAGAAAAGGGUACGAGAGGAAGGAGAUUAGGGAGGAAAUUGUAGGAUUAGCUGGAUGCAAACACUUCGGGGAAUCAUCCAUGAUGCUGAAGGUGGUGUUUUUAAAAUCAAACAUGGUACUGUGACCAUUUGCCAUGUUUUCUUACUUUGAUCUCGUACGAAAUGAAAACAUGAGAGUCUGAAUGUGCCAGUCACCGAGGUUGUAGGACCCUAAAUCACAGCCAUCCAAGAUUACACCUCCUGGCCUAUGCUGAAUGUAUGAUGAGUCCGAUGUACUGUGAGCACCUGACAGCAUCUCCAGUCACUUCAGUCUCCCAUAAUCUUCUCGUGCUAUUACAGACAGCUUGAAGGUAGCGGCCCGGAGGCAGGGAGACAGUUUGCUCUGCUGCCCUUCACCGCUGCUCCGAGUGACUGACCCACCAUUGUGGGGGGAGAAAGAAAAACUCAUCAGAGCUACAUACCACUUUCUUCUUUUCUAACUGGACUGUACUGAACAGACUGGAUGCCAUCAGUGGAAAUGGUCUUCGGUCAGUGACUCAAACACAACGAUCAUAUGGCUCUGAUCAGCACUCACACACACAGAUAUACACACCUGCAUACGACUAUAAAUAUGUACACACACAUUGUAUUUGAAUCUCGAUCAAUAAGCUUAUGUAAAUACAAAUGUAUCACUUUCCAAAUAUUACAGCAUAAAUGUUGAUAGCUAUUUUAAAUAAAAAAAAAUGUUGAGAACCAUCAUAUGAUACAGAAACAGUGUUAUAAAGCCUACUGUGAAUAAUAAGUGGAGAGCCUGAUAGCGGAGGCUGUGUGUGUGUAUGUUUGUGCGUGUGUGGACCAGAUUGUGGGUGUGUGUGGUGGGGAGUGGUGUGUGUGGACGGGCCAGAGAGGCGAUGAUGUUUGUAAAGCUGUAGAUUACUGUGCCAUGUCCGUCUGAAAGCUCAGACGCGCUUUAAAUGUUUCAAAAAAUGUUACCUUAAGUGUUUUCUAUACAGUGUUUGCAAAGAUCAAAAAAACAAUGCAUAUAAAGUAUUUACCAAGACAA
Molecule: messenger RNA, 2942 nt
Organism: Amphiprion ocellaris (clown anemonefish)
Lineage: Eukaryota; Metazoa; Chordata; Actinopteri; Pomacentridae
Gene: pid1
Product: phosphotyrosine interaction domain containing 1
Exons: 3
Coding region: 131-808 (225 amino acids)
Biological process (GO): regulation of cell population proliferation; negative regulation of insulin receptor signaling pathway; regulation of reactive oxygen species metabolic process
Cellular component (GO): cytoplasm
Source: RefSeq, a predicted model, not a curated record